AUGUGGAGGUCAUGGAUCGAUCUACUGCUAUUGUUUGCUCUGUUUCGUUCUUCAUACUUAUCUAGUUCUGAUCAGAAAAUAAAUCUCUUCAAUGAAGAUGAUUCAAGAUCUCGUCUUGUGAUGCUUGAUGGUAAUAUGUAUUUUCAUGCUGCACGAGAGAAAAAUAUAUCGUUUAUAGCGGGUACUGGUGGCUCAAUUUAUUUUGGCGAAAAAAAUCUUAUGUUAUUGCCAGAACUGACUGAAUCUGAAGUCAUGAAGAAAGAACUGGACAAAACUAAGGGUCGCGUUCAUCAGCUCGUAAGAAUGACUAAUUUAUUCAAGCAACAGAUUAAAUUGAAAAGUGGCGAUGUUGCGGCUCUGAACAGAAAAGUUAGUUAA
This is a messenger RNA of Acanthocheilonema viteae, 378 nucleotides long. NCBI's taxonomy places the organism in Eukaryota, Metazoa, Nematoda, Chromadorea, Rhabditida, Onchocercidae. The record is from the annotation of a GenBank genome assembly.